Salvia miltiorrhiza (redroot sage) is the source of this 1849-nucleotide messenger RNA. Its product is annotated as nicotine N-demethylase CYP82E3-like. The record is from RefSeq and is a predicted model, not a curated record. Gene Ontology annotation, biological process: defense response to other organism. The transcript has 2 exons. Bases 158 to 1753 code for a protein of 531 amino acids. Lineage: Eukaryota; Viridiplantae; Streptophyta; Magnoliopsida; Lamiales; Lamiaceae. Gene Ontology annotation, molecular function: iron ion binding; oxidoreductase activity, acting on paired donors, with incorporation or reduction of molecular oxygen; heme binding.
GAGAUGUAAUAUGAAAAUUUAACAUCUAGAUGAGACCAAUAAUUACUUUCAUAUACAUCUUCACCAAGUCAACUACAUCACUAUCUUAUUCUUUGAUUCUUUCUUCUCAAAUGAUCAAAAACAUCCAAAAUUGAGAAAUCCUCUCCCUCUCUCUCAAAUGGACUUUCUCUCACAUCUCCUACCUCUCUCCGGUGUUGUAAUUAUAGCUCUAAUCGCGCUAUACAACCACCGGAGAAGAAGCAUCAACACCGACACCAACACCAACAAGGGCAAUUUCGCGCCAGAACCAUCUGGCGCGUGGCCUAUAAUAGGCCACCUCCACCUCCUAGGCGAAAAAAUCCCAAUUUCAAGAAUCCUAGGCGCUAUGGCCGACAAACUCGGCCCCGUUUUCGCCCUACGCCUCGGCGUGCACCGAGCCGUAGUGGUGAGCAGUCGUGAAGCAGUCAAAGACUGCUUCACGACCAACGACAGAGUCUUGGCCAAGAGGCCGAGCUCCACCGCGGGCAUCUACCUCGGCUACAACCACGCCGGCUUCGGCUUCGCCCACGGGCCCUACUGGCGCGAGGUGCGGAAGCUGGUGCUCGCGGAGGUGCUCACGCCCCGGCGCCUCGACUCCCUGAGGCCCGUCCGCGAGGCCGAGCUCGCGGCGAGCCUCGGGGAGCUGCACGAGCUAGUGAGGGGGAGCGAUGAUCAGGAGAGGGAAGUGGCGAUCAGCGAGUGGCUCGAGCGGCUCACCCUCGACACGAUCAUGAUGAUGCUCGCCGGGAAGCGGUGCGCGGAGAGGGGCGGCGGGGACGCGGCGGCGGAGGAGGAGGCGAAGUCGUUGAGGCAUAUCAUCAAACAGUUCAUGUACAUAUCGGGGCAGUUCGUGGUCUCCGAUUCGAUCCCGUUUCCGCCGCUGAGAUGGCUGGAUUUGCAGGGGCAUAUCAAGUCGAUGAAGAGGAUUGCAGACGAAUUGAGCGAGAUUUGCGAAGGGUGGAUUGGAGAGCAUGUGGAGAGGAGAAGGAUUGAUGAUGGUGGGUUAGGGAUUGAGCGAGAUUUCAUUGAUGUGAUGCUUUCCGCCAUUGAUGAUAAAUUCAUGCGUUUUGGGCACACGCGAGAAACUAUUAUUAAGGCGACUCUAUUGAACCUCAUCUUAGCAGGCUCGGACACAACAUCAACUCACAUGACAUGGAUCUUAUCCCUACUUCUAAACAACACUCGAGCAAUGCAACAAACCCAAGCAGAAAUCGAUGACAAAGUUGGCAAAGAUCGAUGGGUGCAAGAAUCCGACAUCAAGAACUUAGUCUACCUCCAAGCCGUAGUUAAAGAGGCCCUCCGCCUAUUCCCGCCCGGGCCGCUGGCCGUGCCACACGAGGCCAUGGAAGACUGUCGUGUGGCCGGCUACCACGUGGCGAGAGGGACGCGGAUAUUGGUCAACGUGUGGAAACUCCACCGCGACCCUAGGGUUUGGGAGGAACCGGAUGAGUUUGUGCCCGAGAGAUUUCUGACUAGACAUGCUGACGUGGACUUCACCGGGCAUCAUCACGAGUUCAUUCCGUUUGGCUCGGGCAGGAGAUCGUGCCCGGGGAUCACAUUCGCCACGCAGGUUACACAUGUGACGAUGGCUCGUCUGAUCCAGGGUUUUGAGUUCAGAACCCCGUUGGACGAGCCCGUCGACAUGACCGAGGGCCUCGGCAUCACGCUGCCGAAGGCCACCCCGCUAAGAGUCCUAGUGGCGCCUCGGCUAGCGCCUUUUAUGUACCAAAAGUAACCUUAAUUUGUGCUCGGCUUGAUAUAAUGUUACAUCGUAACAACAAGUGUUGUGUGUAAAGUGGUGUAAUGAAUAAAAGAAUACACUUUAAAUGUA